CAGAUGUAGAUUUACGUCUGACCACAAGCAAUCUCAACAUUAAGGUCUUAGUUCACUGAAACAUGUCAGCUUAAUGAUGCGCAUGCGUAGUUUGCAGCUGAGUUUGAACAUAUUCUAAAGAACACAAACGUGAGAAAGGAAAAACGAGGAAAAACUCUCAACAACAACGGAGAGCGCGAGAGUAAGUGGAACCAAAAAAAAAAAAAAAAGACGAAAAAACAACAACAACAACAACAACCGAACAUCUGGACCUCAUUUGUACCCUGGGGAGAGAGAGAAUAAUAUAGUAUAGUUUGAUAAACGUGACUUUUCGAUUCUGAACAUAUUCACUCAUUGACCAGUGCAAACAUCUUUGGAGACCGUCUGCAAUUCUAUAUAUUUUUGUAAUAAAUGUUUUUAGUGAACAGGGGGAUGAAAUCAUUACUUUGGCACCCUGAUCUGGACUGGGAAAGAAAGCUCUGUAGAGUCCUUGGGCGCGUGCGAGUGUGCGCGCGCGUGUGUCUAUUACGUGGUUGUGUCACCGCGCGCAACUCUUGAAGCUGUUGUUCGGCGAGUCCGUGAGAGCAGCAAUCGAACAGCGCGUGGAAUUACCCUACAACAGAUUUCUGAAUUUUACGGAAAGUACAGUCGUACCUGACGCGUCUUGAAGCUUUCAACACAAGCGAAGAAGACUGAUUUGUCCUUGGCGUUUAUCAUAGCCAUGGCUUCACUAUCGAUUCAAUUAAUGCCCAUUGCUCCACGAAAGUUUUGACUCCUAAAGAAUCCGUUUCCGUUGCAACUGUUGGCUCCCCCAAAUCGGAACCUUUUCGCAUCGGAAUUACGGAGUCUCAUAUGAACUUUGUGAAAGAAUAUUAAAUAGAGCGGCACGCGUUUCUUCUGUCUGCCGGGCAUCGCACAUGGGGUGACACUGAAGAGAUUCCUGGGCUGCUGAGACGUGACUUUGGGCCGGGCGUCUCAUUUCCUCUGCCCCUGCUGGCCCAGAAAAGCUCAGACAAGCUGCCCUCUGAAUGACUGCUGGCCAUAAGUUUGCAGGGCUUUGCAAAACCGUCACCAUGAGCAAGUACUCCCAGUACUCAAACAAGACUCUCAUAAAGGUCCAUUAUCUCAUUGCCAAACAGAUGACCAAGGAUGAAUUAAAUGAGCGCAUGGAAAAAAAAGAGAGCCUUAGCUCCCUGAACAUUUUAUUUGUAAUCAUCUGCAGUAUCAUCAUCUUGGAAAACCUCUUGGUGCUCAUUGCCGUGCUCCGCAAUAAAAAGUUUCAUUCAGCCAUGUUCUUCUUUAUCGGGAACUUGGCCUUCUCCGACCUACUGGCUGGGUCUGCUUAUAUUGCCAACAUCUUCCUGUCAGGGUCUCAGACAUUUCAGCUGACGCCUGUUCAGUGGUUUAUACGAGAGGGCACUGCUUUCAUUGCACUGGGUGCCUCAGUUUUCAGCCUGCUGGCCAUCGCUAUAGAGCGCUACAUUGCCAUCACCAAGGUCAAGGUCUACGGCUCCAACAAAACCUGCCGAAUGUUUCUUCUGAUUGGCACGUGCUGGGCUAUGUCCAUCUUUGUGGGAGGUCUUCCCAUUAUUGGUUGGAACUGUAUCAAUAACCUAGGGGACUGCUCCUCUGUCCUGCCUCUCAACUCCAGAUACUACAUCUUGUUUGUUGUCACCAUCAUUAGCAUCAUUCUACUGUCCAUUGUGAUCCUUUAUGUUCGCAUCUACCUUAUUGUGCGCACCAGUCACCAAGAGGCCACCAAUUCUCCAGCAUACGCUCUCCUGAAGACGGUCACCAUUGUGCUUGGUGUGUUCAUCGUGUGUUGGCUGCCUGCAUUCACCAUCCUUCUCCUGGACACUUCAUGUACAAUGAAAAAAUGCCCUAUCCUCAAUAAUGCCGGCAUCUUCUUUGGCAUUGCCACCCUGAACUCUGCACUGAACCCCUUAAUCUACAUGUUGCGGAGUAAGGACAUGAGGAAGGAGUUCCUCAGGGUUCUGUGCUGCUGGGGGCUGCUCAACUGUGGCAGACCUCCACACCGCUGCAUGGUGCCACUCAAGAGCUCGAGUUCAAUGGAGCACUGCACCAACAAACAUGAACAUCAGUCAACUCCCAUCAUGCAGGAUUGCACUACCUGUGUCUGAAGGUUUUUGAAGAUGGGAGGGAAGUUAAGCUGAAGAGAACCGAGAACUGAACUGAAGAAUACUCUUGGAGGCAAGAGACAACACAGAAGUGUUCGGAGACCUCAUGGAUGAUUUAAGAAACAACAAUCACAGUCAUUACCUAUGGACUAUUUAGAGCUCGAGUUCAAUGGAGUACUGCAGCAACAAACAUGAACAUCAAUCAACUCCCAUCAUGCAGGACUGCACUACCUGUGUCUGAAGGUUUUUGAAGAUGGGAGGGGAGUAAUGCUGAAGAGAACAGAGAACUGAACUGAGGAAUCCUCUUGGAGGCAAGAGACAACACAGAAGUAUUCAGAGACCUCGUGGAUGCUUUAAGAAACAAGAAUCACAAUCAUUACCUAUGGACUAUGAGCAAAUAUCACAGCUGUGGUACCAGACAUCCUUGUGUCCUUUGUUGUUUCUAUGCUUGCAAAGGUUCAUGACCAUUCCAGAAUGAAACUCACUUAACAACUGUUUAUCCACCACAUAUUUUACAUUUAAAGAUAUUAAAACCUUGAAUAUAUAUAUAUAUAUAUAUAUAUAUAUAUAUAUAUAUAUAUAUAAUAUUAUUAUUAUUAUUAAUAUUAUUUUUUUUUCACAUGUAUGCAAACUAAAAGCCAAAUCCAAAUGGGAAUGUUUUUGGAUAACAAGAAUAAAAAUGUAAUUUCCUUCUCUUAAUAAAUCAAAGUUGAAGAUAAUGCACUUUGUAGACUUCUAGACAGUUUGGGAUUGUAUAUUUCUGGUAUGCCGAACAAUCUAUCAGAAGUCACAUACAACAAACAUGCAACGUACAAAAUGUAUCCACAAGUAGGCUACCACUUUGAUGAACAGAUUAAAAUAAGGAUUGACAAUGCACUCCAUGUGAGCCAAACCACCAUGCAUGCUUGCAGAACUUCUAAUGUAUUUAUCUACUUGAUACACAUAAUGCCCUUUGAUUACAGACACAAAGUAUUCUGCUUCAUUGUAUUGCAUGAAAGUCUAACCUGUGUAAAAACUAAUAUGUAUUUUAAACUUGUGUACAAUUUUCAAUGUUA
Myxocyprinus asiaticus (Chinese sucker) is the source of this 3172-nucleotide messenger RNA. RefSeq names its product sphingosine 1-phosphate receptor 2-like. Gene Ontology annotation, biological process: sphingosine-1-phosphate receptor signaling pathway. The record is from RefSeq and is a predicted model, not a curated record. The transcript is spliced from 2 exons. Gene Ontology annotation, molecular function: sphingosine-1-phosphate receptor activity. NCBI's taxonomy places the organism in Eukaryota, Metazoa, Chordata, Actinopteri, Cypriniformes, Catostomidae. Gene Ontology annotation, cellular component: membrane. Bases 1008 to 2120 code for a protein of 370 amino acids.